Molecule: messenger RNA, 1717 nt
Organism: Telopea speciosissima
Lineage: Eukaryota; Viridiplantae; Streptophyta; Magnoliopsida; Proteales; Proteaceae
Product: tubulin beta-1 chain
Exons: 3
Coding region: 130-1470 (446 amino acids)
Biological process (GO): microtubule cytoskeleton organization; mitotic cell cycle
Cellular component (GO): microtubule; cytoplasm
Molecular function (GO): GTP binding; GTPase activity; structural constituent of cytoskeleton
Source: RefSeq, a predicted model, not a curated record
UCACCUUUCCCUCCCUCGCUUUCCUCUUCCCUCUUCCCUCUUUCCUCCUCCCUCUCAUCCUUUGUAGCAGACCUUCUUCUUCUUCUUCUUUUUCGUCUACUUCUCAGCCUCCACUGUCAGAUCGCGAAGAUGCGUGAGAUUCUGCAUAUUCAGGGAGGGCAGUGCGGUAACCAGAUCGGUGCCAAGUUUUGGGAAGUUGUGUGCGCAGAGCAUGGGAUCGACGCGACAGGGAGAUACCAUGGAGACUCUGAUCUGCAGCUCGAGAGAGUAAAUGUGUAUUACAAUGAGGCGAGCUGUGGGCGUUUUGUUCCUCGUGCAGUUCUGAUGGACCUAGAGCCCGGGACGAUGGACAGCCUCAGAUCAGGACCUUACGGUCAGAUCUUCAGGCCUGAUAACUUCGUCUUCGGACAGUCAGGUGCCGGAAAUAAUUGGGCGAAGGGACACUACACGGAGGGUGCAGAGCUUAUUGAUUCGGUUCUCGAUGUUGUAAGAAAGGAAGCCGAGAACUGUGACUGCUUGCAAGGGUUUCAGGUUUGCCAUUCUUUGGGAGGUGGUACUGGCUCAGGCAUGGGGACACUUCUUAUUUCGAAGAUCAGGGAGGAAUAUCCUGAUAGAAUGAUGCUUACAUUCUCUGUCUUUCCCUCUCCCAAGGUGUCUGAUACAGUUGUAGAACCCUACAACGCGACCCUGUCUGUGCAUCAGCUCGUUGAGAACGCCGAUGAGUGUAUGGUCCUGGACAAUGAAGCCCUCUAUGACAUAUGCUUCCGAACACUGAAGCUCACUACUCCAAGCUUUGGAGAUUUGAACCAUCUUAUUUCUGCAACUAUGAGUGGAGUCACUUGCUGUCUUCGCUUCCCUGGUCAACUGAACUCUGAUCUUCGCAAGCUGGCAGUCAACCUCAUUCCAUUCCCUCGGCUUCACUUCUUCAUGGUUGGUUUUGCUCCACUCACCUCUCGUGGAUCCCAGCAGUAUCGGGCCCUCACCGUCCCUGAGCUCACCCAACAAAUGUGGGAUGCCAAGAAUAUGAUGUGCGCUGCUGAUCCCCGUCAUGGGCGAUAUCUAACUGCUUCUGCUAUGUUCCGUGGCAAGAUGAGCACCAAGGAAGUAGACGAACAGAUGAUCAAUGUCCAGAACAAGAACUCUUCCUACUUUGUUGAGUGGAUUCCCAACAAUGUCAAGUCCACUGUUUGUGACAUUCCCCCAACGGGUCUCAAGAUGGCCUCGACCUUCAUUGGAAAUUCCACGUCAAUCCAGGAGAUGUUCCGGAGGGUCAGUGAGCAGUUCACUGCUAUGUUUCGUAGGAAGGCCUUCUUGCAUUGGUACACUGGUGAGGGAAUGGACGAGAUGGAAUUCACAGAGGCAGAGAGUAACAUGAACGAUUUGGUUUCUGAGUAUCAGCAAUACCAGGAUGCAACAGCAGAUGAAGAGUUGGAUGAGUAUGAAGAUGAAGAGGAACUUCAGGAAGCCUAAGAGAAAGGAAAACGUUGUGAUUUGCGGUUAUUGGGAUGGAUGGAUAUUUGUGAAGCUCACUCUGCUUGCAUCUUGUGGUGGGAUUUAGUUUUUGUUCUUUGAAUUUUGCUGAUGUGGGGAUUGGUUUUGCUUGCAAUAUCCUGUUGCCUAUUAUAGGGUUGUAUUCUUCUUACCGUCAUUUUCUCUGUUCUUUCAAAAUUCUAGUUUACAAGUUGAACCGUGAUAUUAGAUAAAACAUUUCAAAUUU